Phycomyces blakesleeanus NRRL 1555(-) is the source of this 4093-nucleotide messenger RNA. RefSeq lists its product as hypothetical. The transcript has 13 exons. Gene Ontology annotation, cellular component: mitochondrial membrane. NCBI's taxonomy places the organism in Eukaryota, Fungi, Mucoromycota, Mucoromycetes, Mucorales, Phycomycetaceae. The record is from RefSeq and is a predicted model, not a curated record. Bases 19 to 4029 code for a protein of 1336 amino acids.
ACAAACAACUAAUCAUCAAUGACGAUCGACUGGAUGUAUCAAUCCGUAGAGUCCACAACUCAACCAAAUGUCCAGUUCUAUACCAACAAAACUAUCCUCAUCACUGGUGCAACUGGAUUCCUCGGAAAGGCAGUCUUGUGGAAACUCAUGUACACAUAUGGCCAUGUUCUCGAUGCGAUCUACCUAUUCGUUAGACCAAAUGGAUCAGCAGGAAACCCACGAGGAGCAGACCAUCGCGUAUGGGCCGACAUUGUGAGCUCCAAGGCAUUUAAAGACAUGCCUGAAGACAAAAGGAAGAAGAUGAUUCCAAUGGCAUGCGAUCUCUCGGCUCCUGAUCUCGGCCUUUCAUUUGAUAAUAGAAACAGACUCAAAGAUACCCAAAUUGUUAUCCAUUGCGCUGGGUCUCCAGAAUAUGGGUGUACACUAGACUGGAGUAUUGAAAUUAAUGCAUUGGCAACUCUACGAUUGAUGGAUCUUGCGGAUGAAUGUCCAGCCAUGAGUGCCUUUAUCCACAUGUCCAAUAUCCAUCUUUACCAGGACCUGCCACCGGGAAAUAUCUAUGAGCAAGUUUACGAUCUCGGUCUAGGAGAUCCAGAGCAAGUGUUAAAAAAAUUAGUUACUAUGGACGAGCAAGAGAGCAAUGUCUUAUUGAAGAAAAUACUGCAGCAGUAUCCAACCACGCACAUGUUCACAAAGGCAUUGACCGAACACCUUAUCUUGCGUCGUGCCGAACUUAACCGAGAAGAAGAAAAGCAAGGAGGAAAAAAGCAGUGGCCAAUAGCUAUCAUUCGCGCCAGCUGGUUAGGUCCUAGCGCAUUUGAACCUUUUCCAGGAUGGACUAGCGGACUGACAGGUGUAAACUCAUGGAUUGCUCUUCACAGCUACGGAGUUCCUCUUGUUAAGGCAUCUCAAGGUGAUCGUUCCGCAGACAUAGUACCUGUAGACUAUGUGGUUAGAACCAUCCUAGGAACUCUUCCUCGUCUAGAUUUUCCAGGAACCGAGUUUGUCCUUCCGCUCGCCCAGCCUGUAGUUGCACCACCUGCCCGCCAAUCAAUCAUAAAGCUAGGAAGACGAUCCUUACUAUCAACUGCAGGUAGUCCAGUCGCAUUGCUAGAGAUGCCCAAGCCAAACCUCAAGACAUUUCCUAUUAUAUACCAGAUAUCUGCUACUAGCACAAUGCCUCCAAUGGACUGGUACAAGGUCUAUAAUACCUUCCAGCACUAUUGGCAACGUACGACCGGUACAGCCCUUUUACCUGCUGGCGAAUACUUUACCACAAACACUGCCUGGUCUACUGCCAAAUUCUUGGUCAGCUAUUAUCUUGGACCUUCACUCGGCAAAUUAAAAACAAAUGGAGCAGGAUCGCCUGGUAUUGGAGAAAGACAUCCUUCUGAAAGCCAGUGGGCAGAAUUGGCAACAAAGACGCGCCAUGUAAUUGAGCGAAGUCUCAAGUCAGAAUGGGUGCACGAUAGCACUGAACUUGAGAGAUUAGCUUUCAAGCUAAGGGAUGAUCCUUCUCUGGAUUUACGCUGCUUCCGAACGUUAGAUCAAUUGAACUAUCUUCUCCAGGCAUGUUAUGGUAUUCACUGUUCUCUAUUAUCUGGCCAAAAGCAAUUUGUAAUACGAACUCUGUGUCUUGCCGAUGGCUGGGAUUGUGCGCUUUAUACUACUACUGUGCGUGGUGUGAUUGACGAGAAGAUUUCAAGUGUGGUUUAUACUGAGCAAGAAAUCCGACAGAGAAUCCAACAAAUGAUUGAUACAGUUAUAUUGUCUUUGGAGGACGUGGCUGGCUAUCAACAGAAAGUCCAGCUCAAGGCAAAUUGGGUAGAGUGUUUGAACGACAGGCUAGAAGAUUGGUGCGGUCAAAAAGAAACUUUGUUAGAGUCACUAGCAAAAAGUGAUAAUGAUCCAUGGAUGGCACGGCGAAUAGAUACGACAGAAAUAAUCAAAGUAAUUGUAUUGAAUGAUCACCGGGUUGGUAAAGCAGUUCACCAGAUUGCUGAAAGAUCAGGUAUCAAGCCAGCAAAGGUUGUGGAUCAGUCUUUAAAGAUAUUGUCUCGGAUGAUGGAACGCACACAGCUAUCAUACGUCUGCUUUGCGGGAUCGUUUUUAAAGACCCUCUUUCAAACAAUGUUCAGUAGUAUACAAAUAAGAACAGAAGAUGUGGAGGAGAUCAAACGGCAGAUCGAUGGAAAACGUGUGGUUUAUGUUCCAGUGUCAAAAACUGUUCUGGAUCCUUUAAUCGUAUGGUAUCUUACUAUUCGUUAUGAAUUACCAGUUCCAGCGAUCAUGGUUGAUGAAGCGCUUGCUAUCCUGGGACCUGUUUCUGACCUACUUCGUCUCUCUGGAACUGUUUUUGUCAAACGAGAUCCUUCCGAAAGAACUAAUAUUGCCACUGCAGUUACAGCAGCUUACAGCCAAGUGCUUUUACGGGAACACAAUGCUCUCUUGCUUUCUUUGGAAAAAGUUCGUUCCAGAACAGGCCUUUGCCAGCAGCCUUUUGAAGAUGGCCUUCUUGAGAUGGCUAUUGAUACCGUAUUAGAAAUGAACCAAUCUUCUUCACCUAUUCACAAAACAGCCCAGUCUAUGGCAAUUAAGAACGAUAUUGCAUUUGUUCCCAUAAAUCUAUCUUAUGAAGUCAUCCCAGACAUUUCCCGAUUGAUCUCUCAGGAUCUUUACGGUCCUCUAGAACCAAAUAUAUCUUGUGACUUUAAGCCGUCUUCUGUUCGCUUGCCAAGUGAAGCAAAGGCAGCUCGAUCACUAAAAGAAGGAGAACCUGUCAAGGUUGAACGGGCAAAAGGUCGAAUCCUUGUUGGUAUUGGAAAGAUAUUGAAGUUGAAUGAAUAUUUGGACGAAAAAGACAGAAGAGAUUACGAACCUGCACAGGUGGCAAAGGAAGUUAGUGGAGCCAUAAGUCAACGGCAACAAGAGUGUUUGGUUAUCAGUCCGCUUUCUCUGGUGGCAGCCAUUCUUCUUCACAGCCGGACCGAAGGGAGUGUGGUAAAAUUAGACGAUGUCAAGCAAAGCUUAAUGUGGCUUCGUUCAGAGAUUCUUUCCCAUAAAUUUGCUCAUUUGGAUUGGAAAGAUACAGAGGAUCCGGAGACUGUCAUAUUUUACUCCAUACAGCUAUUAGAUCCUCAUCGCAAGAUCAUAUCUAUUGAGACAAGAGGAGAUGACGUAUAUUUCUCUAUAUCAAAUCGCGCAGACAAUAUUCUCCAGUUAGCCUAUCACACCAACCAAACGUAUGAUUAUAUAUCCGGAAUCUACAAAAGUCGGGACAUUAUAAAAGAGACCCGCCCAAAUUCCUGGACCCUUCAAGUCACGGCCAAAAACGAUCGUAUUCGCUAUGGUCAUCUUACUCUUAUGGCUUCUCUCGUCUACCCUGCUAUUGAUGCUAUCUGGGUUACCAUAUGUGGUUUAUCUGCUCUUGAAGACAUCGGAAAUCUUCCGAGUGCUCUGCUACCUUCUUUAUCCCAAUGCAUCGGUGCACACUUGAUCAGUGGUCGGCGCACAAUGUAUAAUGAGGUGCUUUCUACAGAAUAUAGUCGUCAAGCUCUUGAGGCCUUGGUGCGGACUGGACUUUUGGAACGUAAGCCGGCCAAGGAUGUUCUUUCACCGGAUGCCCAGAUGCUGCUACAAUCUCUUGGUCUGUCGACAACGGAUGAUGUGUACCAGCUCUCUCAGGAGAGUUUAUCUCAUAGCCCUAUACCUGAUCUUGUGCUUAGUCCAGCAGAUGGUAGUGCAGAGCAGAGCAAUAUUGAGUUCACGGGUAUGAAAAGAGAUCCUGUGGCUGCAUUGUGCUGCCGUGUGGAACAAGUGAGAAUAGAGAACGGAACUGGUCAUUCAGGCAAUGAUCAAGUUUAUUCAAAAUGUCAGUCACAGGUUCACCGAUGGAUGUCGCCUACACAGAACAGCUUUUCUGCAAAGCAAAAGGCAGCCGGAGUGAGCCCAGCAGAAGACAAAAUGAUCCAACUUGGCUAUUCUCUUACACAAACUAUUCCUGGAUAUCAACAUUGGGAAGAGACAUAAAGAUAUGCAUAGAGACAAAUUUUUUGUUUUUGUUUUUUAAUAGUAUUUGAUACAUAUACCACAU